AAUAACAAAAAUACCAAACUUUUAUAUAUCCUUAAAUUAUUACCGAUACUCGAUCCCAAAACAGGCUUGGAGGGAAAUUUCCCUCGCUUGUGCAAAAAAAAAAAAAAAAAACCCUUUUCUCCUCCUUAGGAUCUGGAUUCGUCUUCAAUGCAAAUCAAUCGGAGAACACAAACCUCAAGAACCAGCCUAAUCCGCCGCCACUCUUAUCGGCGGCGAAGCCGAAAACCCUGAUUAUCGGCAACGUCCGUCGCCGUGAAGAGGAUUUCGACGGCGACGAGGAGAGGAGAAGAAGAUGGCGAUAGAGAUGCCAAGAGGUUUACCUUUUUCCGUCGACACUUUUGGACCGUACACGACGACGAAGAGAAGGAAGAGACAUCAUUUCUUGACUCAUGCUCACAAAGACCACACCGUCGGGAUUUCUCCUUCCAACAUCGUCUUCCCCAUUUACUCUACUCCCCUCACGGUUUCUCUUCUUCUUCAACGUCACCCUCAGCUUGAUGAGUCUUUCUUCGUGAAGAUUGAAAUUGGGCAAUCGGUGAUCGUUGAUGAUCCAGAUGGAGAAUUUAGGGUUACUGCUUUUGAUGCGAAUCAUUGUCCUGGAGCCGUUAUGUUCUUGUUUGAAGGAAGUUUCGGUAACAUACUCCACACUGGUGAUUGUAGGCUUACACGAGAUUGCUUACAGAGCUUGCCUGAGAAAUAUGUGGGAAGACAAGGCAAUGCACCAAAAUGCUGUCUCGAUUACAUUUUCUUGGAUUGCACAUUCGGGAAAUCCUCUCAGAGGUUUCCGACUAAGCAUUCAGCAAUAAGACAGAUCAUCAAUUGUAUAUGGAACCACCCAGAUGCACCAGUUGUCUAUCUUGCUUGUGAUAUGUUGGGCCAAGAGGAUAUACUGUUAGAAGUUUCCAGAACGUUUGGCUCCAAGAUUUAUGUCGACAAAGCUACAAACUUGGAGUGUUUCAGAUCGUUAAUGGUGAUAGUUCCUGAAAUUGUCUCUGAAGAUCCUUCUUCUCGGUUUCACAUAUUCAGUGGGUUCCCUAAACUGAAUGAAAGAGCAAGUGCAAAACUUACGGAGGCCAGAUUAAAACUUCAGAGUGAACCUCUGAUCAUUCGCCCUUCAGCUCAGUGGUAUGUUUGUGAUGAUGAAGAUUAUUUCGAAAGUGGAAGCCAAAUUCAAAAGCAGAGAAAAGUUAGGUUUAGCGAAGCUGUGAGGGAUGAGUUUGGUAUGUGGCAUGUGUGUUACUCAAUGCAUUCAUCCCGAGAAGAAUUGGAAUUAGCUAUGCAACUUCUUUCUCCGAAAUGGGUUGUAUCAACAGUUCCUUCUUGUAGAGCCAUGGAAUUGGACUAUGUGAAGAAAAACUGUUUUAUCAGCCGGUUUUCUUCUGAUGAUCCCUUCUGGAAAAUUCUAGACAUUGACAUGGGAGGAGUUUCUUCAGUUGCUGCAACUGAUACUCACACAGUAACUCUUAGUUGCUGUCUCAUGAGUGAUGGACUCGCUUUGGGUUCUGCAAAUUCCAAGAUGGAACCCUUAAUCGAAUCCUCUAGCGUAAAGAAGCAGCUCCUGAGUUUAUCCCCUGAAAAAAAUCUUCCUAUAACUCUGUUUGGGAGAGCAAGGCUAAGCUCUCAGGAAUCUGAUCGACCACUACAUGAGAGAAAAGCCAUACACAAUCAAUGCGUCUACACCAAAACCUGGCCGGAAGUGGAAAAGUUGAAUCUGGAGGAAGUAGUUGAGUCUUUACAAGAUGAUGAUAACAAAGAAGAAGAAACAGUGGAGAAGGAAUCUUGUAGAAGCUUUUUUUCUCCUUCUUCAAAGGAGACUUGCAAAGAUCUUAGUGGUGAUUUAAGAAAGCUAUACAGGUCAAUGAACGCACCUGUGCCUCGGCCGCUACCCUCAUUGAUGGAGCUUAUGAACGCUAGGAAACGCUCUCGGAAAGACUUGAGUUUCUAGUAAUUCACGCAGGUUUUAUAGCAUUUGCGUUUCAUAUGUUACUUAGCCUGAUCACAUUCUUACAGUCUCAUUACAGUUCAUAAUGAUUGUAACCUUGAUUUAUUCCAGAAUGAAUACAAUCUUUGUUAUAUCUUCUUAAGUGAAGCAGCUUACGUUGUAACCUAGGAUUUGAUAGAUGUUUGGUUGUAUCACUUGUAAAUAUUUCUAUUAUG
Eutrema salsugineum is the source of this 2157-nucleotide messenger RNA. RefSeq lists its product as uncharacterized. Gene Ontology annotation, molecular function: damaged DNA binding; 5'-3' DNA exonuclease activity. NCBI's taxonomy places the organism in Eukaryota, Viridiplantae, Streptophyta, Magnoliopsida, Brassicales, Brassicaceae. The record is from RefSeq and is a predicted model, not a curated record. Bases 293 to 1945 code for a protein of 550 amino acids. Gene Ontology annotation, biological process: protection from non-homologous end joining at telomere; double-strand break repair via nonhomologous end joining; interstrand cross-link repair. The transcript is spliced from 4 exons.